Epinephelus lanceolatus (giant grouper) is the source of this 1185-nucleotide messenger RNA. NCBI's taxonomy places the organism in Eukaryota, Metazoa, Chordata, Actinopteri, Perciformes, Serranidae. The record is from RefSeq and is a predicted model, not a curated record.
UGUUCGUAAACUCCUUCAGCGAGCUGCUGAGGACUGAACCGGCUGUACAGCUGGUACUUUUCAUGACAUUGCCAUCCUGUUCAACCUGAUCAUCAUUCUGUUGAUGCUAUUUAACACCUACGUGUUCCAGAUCGGCCUGGUGGCCAUAUUGCUGGAGCGAUUUAGAGCUCUGCUAAUGCUCUCUGCUCUCUAUCUGACCUUCAGUAUCAUACUCCAUUCCUGGCUCAUGAAUCUGCGUUGGCUAAAUACCAACAGAUUUAUUUGGACAGACGGCCUUCAGGUGCUGUUUGUCUUCCAAAGAGCUGCCUCUGUGUUGUACUACUACUUGUACAAGAGGACCUCAGAGUAUCUAGGCGACCCUCGCCUCUAUGAGGAUUCACCGUGGCUGCGAGAACUCUUUGCUCGGGUCAGACAGUGAUCCCACUGCAACAGAGCAUGAAGCCACUGAGGCCAGAACACGUGUAGAUUGCACAAGAAAGAAAUUGUCCACUUAUGUUACAAUGACAUAUGCGUAUAAAAAUCCAUACAAUGGAUAAAUAAUUUAAUGCAACUUAUUUGAAAGGUUUCUGAGAUGUAUAACAAUAACAAUUACAUUUGAGAAACAUUCAUUUUCAAAUGCAAAAUAAGACAUACUUUCAAAUCUAAAAUGCAUUUCUUGCAACACAAGAACUACCAAAUCUGUCUGAGAGGAAUCGUAGCCAAUAAAUUUAAUCCACAGAAGAUUUCCUUCCAAUGCAGGAGGGACUGUGCCAAAAUCUGGUAAGUCGUUUUAGAACAACGACGUCUCAUCAGGCUAGUUUUGCUGUUCAGAUUUUAAAAUGACGUGAAAAGUGAAAUAAUGAUUCAAAAUACCAGUCACCACAUGCCCUAUUUCUUUUUCUUUUUUGUUAAUGCUAUUGCAGUUGUUUUAUACACAUUUGACACCUUUUGUGUUGCUUUGAAUUCUUGUUUGUUAUGUUGAUAUUGAACAGGGUUUAGCUUUAUCAUGGAACUUGAACAGUUACUGAACUCCACUGUCUGUAACAUCUGACCCAUCAUGUGGAUCUAAGCUGGCUGUGUUUCAUUUUCAAAAGUGUUAAAUGCUUAAAAUACAAUAAAAUACGAUAAACAAUAAAAAAUUUGAAAUGGUGGUCAUUUAAGGGCCUUACACAUGCCACGAUUUUUGCACCUUCAGAUUUACUGUUG